AUGCUCCUCACACUCCAACACCAUCCGAAGCCCCCAGAGAGCAGCAAUUCUUAUCAAAUUUUCAACCCGGAAACUUUUGGAGAAGAUUGGAUAGGCUGGGACAACCGCAUCGAUACGCGCCUAUCUCCAACCUGGGACUUCUUCCCCGAGACGAAAAGCAAACUGGUGACCCCAAACAUGCGGAAUAUGGACAUGCAAGGCGGCGAUAAUUGUAUCAAUCCAGCAAACCUCGAGGAUUCAUCAGCCGUGUUUGGGGAAGACCCUCUUACGGACCAGCCACUCUUCCAAACUCCUACCUCUCUCAUUUCGCCUCCCAUCGACUUCCCAGAAGAGUGCUUAUAUUCGACGCCUCUGUCCUGGUCACGGCCAAGUCCCGGAGGCAGACGUAUGAAUUCAUACAACAGAAACGAGACAAUCAUCCAGUCCCAAGAAAACAGGCUGAGAGACAUGGCUAUGCCAUCUACAUACCCGCGGUCGCCUUCCGCGUCAUCCUCGGACGAACCGCAUGCCAACCAACGGAAGCGGAAGAGCUUCGCCGACGACGACGACGAUGAGGAGUAUGGCUCGCCGGAGCAUUCAGGCAACGGACGGCACCCACCGGUGAAGAAAACCGCGCACAACAUGAUUGAGAAGCGCUACCGCACGAACCUGAGCGAUAAGAUCGCCGCACUGCGGGACUCAGUGCCGAGCCUGAGGGCGAUGACGAAGAAGAACUCGCGGGGCGAGGACAUCAUACGUGAGGAUCUCCAGGGUUUGACGCCUGCACAUAAGUUGAACAAGGCAACUGUCCUCAGUAAAGCCACAGAAUACAUCGCGCACCUCGAGAAGCGGAACAAAACGUUGUCAAAAGAAAACGCAGCUCUCAAAUCACGCAUCGAUGCCUUCGAGGCCCUGAUGAUGGCCCGCCAAGCUCCCAAUGCGAAGCCGAAUCCCCGUAUGAGAGUUCAUGGUCCUCCCAACAGGCUCAAUUAG
Messenger RNA from Amorphotheca resinae ATCC 22711, 972 nucleotides. RefSeq lists its product as hypothetical. The record is from RefSeq and is a predicted model, not a curated record. NCBI's taxonomy places the organism in Eukaryota, Fungi, Ascomycota, Leotiomycetes, Helotiales, Amorphothecaceae. The coding region runs from base 1 to 972 and encodes 323 amino acids. The transcript has 2 exons. Gene Ontology annotation, molecular function: protein dimerization activity.